GUUCAACAACAAAACUUGAAUUUUUAAACUUGAUAAUAAGAAAUGCAAACAUCUUCCUUAAACAAUGCUUCAAAUUCCCUACAAAUUUUGAUGUUUGUACUUCGCACAGAAAAAAGUGGCGCAAAGGAGUAUUAACACAAACAAACAUCGUGCACACAAACAGCAGAAAAUUGGUAAGAAUGCGAGAUAAAAAAUUCAUUGACCAUCCCAGGCAAUGCCAGUUUUGGUCUAAAGCCGGUAUUGCAUUAACAUCAUUCCAUUUCAACGUCAUUGAUCCAGAAUCCGAGAGAACAUUCCCUUUCAUGUGUAGUUCGAGUAAAACUAAAAUUUAGUCUUAUUUUCGUUGUUGAAAGCGAAGCUUGCACCUGUUUUAGAACCGCAUUUCAGUGAGAACGAAAGAAAUGCAAUCGUCGUCAAUAAAACUGGUUGAAAGGGUUGCAGUUCUGUUGUUUGUUCUGCUUAUGGCAACAUCACAUUUGCCUUGUAUUGAAAUGAGCAGCGAUGAUGAUGGAACACUUGAAGAAAACGGGCGUGUUGUCUACGACCAGCGUCAAAGCGGCAAAUACAAUAUACAUGUGGUGAUUAAGGAUGUGGCUAUUAUUGAAAUGGGUCAAAAUGAAUUCCAAGACAAUAGCUAUAGCGAUGAGGAUUACUAUUACGAUGAAAAUGAUUUGACUGUUAGGCCAAUAACUCUUAAUCCUCCAACGGCAGCCAUGACUACAACAAAACUUUCGACAACAAGCACUGUGAACAAGGAGAAUAAUUUUACUGCGCUAAGUGUGGAUGGAGUGACCGGAAAUUCUUCAAGACCGCACAUCGAACAAAAUACCUCAGCUUCUUUUAAUAAAAUCCAAGAACAUGACGAGACAACAAUAAAUUCAAAUGUUCUGUGGAAUACAUUAACAUCAUUGAUUUCUGGAAAACCUUUAGCCGAUAAUGAAGUAACCACUUUAAAGCCUGACAUGUAUCCAACAAGUAAAACUACUGUGCCGAAUAUUGAGGUGAAACCACGUAGUAAAAUUGAGCCAAUUUUUGCUCAGGACGAUUCGCCAAAAUUUAGAGAUGAUGCUAUACCCUUAAGAAAUUCUAAAAUAUAUAAAUUAAAAAUACACAGGUCCCAUCAACCCUUUGCCCGCCCAUCGAAGAAAUCACAAGCAAGACGUUGUCGUUCCAAUCAAUCCAAAAAUGUCAAUGGCCAUUGUGGCAAUAAGAGAUCAACUUCUGGAUCCCUAUUGCAUCGUCUCUUCAGCAUGUUGGUAAACUUACCGGUAGUAAGCGGCGGGGAGCAAGAACAACAACAACAACAACACUAUGAUGACUAAAUUGAAAUAAUAUUUAAUUCAAUUUUUAAUUAUAAUAUUUU
Messenger RNA from Musca domestica (house fly), 1363 nucleotides. RefSeq lists its product as uncharacterized. The record is from RefSeq and is a predicted model, not a curated record. NCBI's taxonomy places the organism in Eukaryota, Metazoa, Arthropoda, Insecta, Diptera, Muscidae. The transcript has 3 exons. The coding region runs from base 402 to 1322 and encodes 306 amino acids.